GUACAAAAAUACAGCUAAGCAAACGUGCAGAUGUAUCAGCAGCCAUCACCACCUAACCAACCACCGCGCACCACCUUCAACCACCACCACACAGCCUUAACCACGUGUCCCCCUCGGCUACCCUCACAUCAAUUUUCCAGUAAAAAUCAUCUUCUUUUUUGGCUCUCUUCCAGCCUGUCCCCCCACUCUUUGAUUAUAACUGAUCAUUUUUUAUUAUUCAAUUCCGUUUAGUUUUUGGCCUCUUCUUCUGGGUCCUUCUCAUCUAUUAUUCUCGUCCAUCUCUUCUAUAGAUUCCUUCUAACCCACAAAAAAUCUUCAUAUUUUCUAUAAGAAACUGCCGUCCUACCUUCUUUGGUGGAUUUUGGAUACCCUUUUGAAAAAAAUUUGAAAUCUGACCCUUUCUUUGGUCCAGAUCUUUGAGUUUUAUUGGGAGUAUCAUGGCGGAAGAGCAUGGAUGUCAGGCACCUGAGGGCCACCGUUUGUGUGCAAAUAAUUGCGGAUUUUUUGGCAGCCCUGCUACUAAAGAUUUAUGUUCUAAAUGUUACGGAGAUCUUUGCCUGAAAGAGACACCAAAGAAUUCCAAAUCCAGCGAUUCUCCUUUAUUUUCAUCCCCGCCUUUGGUUGCGCCGUCGUCAUCUGUGGCGGAGACGUGGCCAACAAUAUCCUCGCCGGAAAACUCUCCUGCGGCGGCGCAACCGGUGGUGCCACACCAGCCCAGCAGGUGCUUUACGUGCAGGAAGAAGGUGGGGUUAAUGGGUUUCAGGUGUAGGUGUGGGACCACCUUCUGUGGUAGCCACCGGUACCCGGAACAACAUGGAUGUACCUUUGAUUUCAAGGGCAUGGGGAAGGAGGCCAUUGCCAAGGCCAAUCCUGUUGUCAAAGCUGAGAAGUUGGAGAAGAUAUGAUCAGAGCCGUUGAUUUCGAUGACUUUUCUGGCUGAUGAACGGUUGAGAUUAUGCGGACUAUUGACGAGGAUGAUCAUGGCACACUUGUAAAUUUGAUGUGAAUAAUUUUUCUUUUUGUUUCUAUUUUCUCUGUUUUCAUAAUUUAUGUGGGAUUUAGUGAAAAAAAAGAAAAAAAGAAAAAUAAUGAUGUCAAUAGAUGCUAUUUUCAUGCGAGUCCCCUUUUGUCUGCCAUUAUUCUAAUUUAUAAUUUUUGAAAUAGUUUUA
This is a messenger RNA of Olea europaea var. sylvestris, 1169 nucleotides long. Its product is annotated as zinc finger A20 and AN1 domain-containing stress-associated protein 4-like. The coding region runs from base 438 to 905 and encodes 155 amino acids. The record is from RefSeq and is a predicted model, not a curated record. The transcript has a single exon. Lineage: Eukaryota; Viridiplantae; Streptophyta; Magnoliopsida; Lamiales; Oleaceae. Gene Ontology annotation, molecular function: DNA binding; zinc ion binding.